Messenger RNA from Cyphomyrmex costatus, 2878 nucleotides. Its product is annotated as serine/threonine-protein kinase SIK3. Gene Ontology annotation, molecular function: tau-protein kinase activity; ATP binding. Gene Ontology annotation, cellular component: cytoplasm. The transcript has 13 exons. NCBI's taxonomy places the organism in Eukaryota, Metazoa, Arthropoda, Insecta, Hymenoptera, Formicidae. The coding region runs from base 1 to 2781 and encodes 926 amino acids. The record is from RefSeq and is a predicted model, not a curated record. Gene Ontology annotation, biological process: protein phosphorylation; intracellular signal transduction; microtubule cytoskeleton organization.
AUGGCAUCCGCGCCGAUGUCGCACAAUGAGGUUUCCCAGGAAUUUUCUGUCAACAAACUUAUCCGUGUUGGUUAUUACGAGCUGGAAAAAACUAUCGGUAAAGGAAAUUUUGCGGUAGUUAAAAUGGCCACCCACGUCGUAACGAAAUCUAAGGUUGCUAUAAAGAUAAUAGACAAAACUAAACUAAAUGAGGAAAAUUUAGCAAAAAUUUUUCGUGAAGUACAUAUAAUGAAAAGAUUACGACAUCCACAUAUUAUAAGACUGUACCAAGUAAUGGAAACGGAGAAAAUGAUAUAUUUAGUGACAGAAUAUGCUCCUGGUGGUGAAAUAUUUGAUCAUCUUGUUCGAAAUGGUAGAAUGCCAGAACCAGAAGCACGAAGAAUUUUCCGUCAAAUUGUACUUGCCGUUCGUUAUCUGCAUCAACAAAGAGUAGUUCAUCGAGAUCUUAAGGCUGAAAAUUUGUUACUUGAUGCAGACAAUAAUAUAAAAAUUGCUGAUUUUGGCUUUAGUAAUGAGUAUACACCUGGUGUUCCACUUAGUACAUGGUGUGGUUCACCACCAUAUGCUGCACCUGAAAUUUUUGAAGGAAAGCAUUAUGAUGGUCCAAGAGCUGAUGUAUGGAGUCUUGGCGUUGUCUUAUAUGUAUUAGUUUGCGGUGCUCUACCAUUUGAUGGACCUACAAUGCAGUUGUUACGAUCUGUGGUUGUCUCAGGGAAAUUCAGAAUACCGUUUUUUAUGUCUGCAGAUUGCGAAAAGUUGAUUAGGCACAUGUUGGUGGUAGAACCAGAGCGACGUUUGAGUAUUUCUCAAAUUUUAGCGCAUUCAUGGAUGAGUGAAGAUGGAGUAAUAGAAUUAGAACCUGGAGGAUGUAAUUCUGAUGUAAGCGUGCCACCACCAUUAAAUCAAUUAGUAAUAGAAAAUAUGUUAAGAUUGCCUGGACUUAGCGCAGAUACAUUAUUACAAGCCGUUAAAGGAAAUACUUUUGAUCAUGUAUCAGCUAUAUACAAUUUACUUGUUGAUCGAUUAGAACCAACAAUGCCUAAUUUACACAGUAUUCAAAGUAUACCAGGUGAUUAUUUGCCAGAUGGUGCACAUCAAUUAGAGAAGUUUGGUGAAACUGAAUCGGAAACGGAAGAGAAAAGUGGUCUUUAUUUGCCAUCUGGAACACCUUACCAUACAACAAGAAGACAUACAGUUGGACCUGGUGAUGCAGUGCAUCAAUCUCCUUCGUCAUAUCCUUAUCAUCACAUGUCAGGCUAUCAAACUUUACGGCCUCUUCCUGUUCUUCAGUGUAAUAUGGAUCCUCAAGUUUUACCGCAUACCAAUUUACCAUUAAAUCUUCCUUUAGUUCAACAUCAACCACCACAAAAUUUCCAAAUAAAGGAUCAACAUUUGUUGAAGCCGCCUCCUGUAAUGGGUGCCACUGGAGGAUUUGGUAGAAGAGCUUCAGAUGGUGGAGCAAACCUUCACAUAUUUCAUCAACAACAUAGUAGUAACAUUAAUAAUGAUGAAGAUAGUGGCUGGAGUCAACCUGGUAGCAGGGAACAAUUACAGCCAUUACAGAGUGGUAGUUCAGGAAUAGUAUCAUGUGCUCAAUCAUUAAAUGUUGCUGUCAGUACUGCGACUGGAGACGGGAGUAAUAACAACAGCGGUAAUAAUAGUGGAAAUAGUGAUAGAAGAAGAAGAAGUGGCCUUAGCACUGUUAUGCAGCGACCAGUUAUAAAUCCGGAAUUGGUAAUGGAAGUAGAAGCUAGGAUGAAUAGGGCUUACCUACCAUCGCGACUGUUACCAACUCACCUUAGAGGAUCAACACUUCCACACCACAGGAAAUCUUCAUUAUAUCAUACUAGCACUGUAAGUAAUAGGGAUUCGUAUAAGGACCCAAGCAGCCAUGUUGCUACUGAAAGAUACUCACCUGUUCGUCGAGCAUCAGAAGGAUCAGGUGCACCUGGACCAGGUAUCCAAGCACUUCAGCAAGAAUAUCAACAAUUACAAAGAUUAGCAUCACCUUCACACAGUCCUGCGAGUAUUCCUGGUUCUCCUGUUCACGAAAGAGGUGUAGCAGCAAUUACGCAAGGUCUUAGUGGUUUAACUACGACGUCGGUACAGGGUAGUAUCGUACACGGUACGCCGGCACAACCACCGGCCACACCUUUAGAUUUGAGUCCACUUAGGCAUCAUAGAUCACCAGCAACUACUCCUGUGAGUUACUCUCCCAGCAAUAGUCCAGCGUUGGAUAUGAUACAAGAAGAACAUCCUGUAGAAAUAUCAAGGGUACCACCGCAAAUUUCAGUGACAGAUGUUCUUGGAGGACAAGUGACAUUAAUCAGUUGUUCACCUUCACCGUCUCCAUCGCCAGAUUCACUCGAAGAUACGUUACCUCAUUACAACACUCUUCCGAGUUUUAUUAUUUCAGAACCGUGCGAUCCUUCGAGACCUAGUAUAACACGCGGUAUCGGUAGACCACACAGUACGACGAUACCUACCGAAGUCGAAGUUCCUUUAUCUGAUGAAUCAAGUAGAUUAAAUUCCGAAACUAUAUUAGGUCGUGUUAAACAAAUAAUAGAUGCAAGAGCGCCACCAAAAGGUUUUAUAUUUUCGAGAGAGGAAGUGAAAGGUAGUGGACUUAGUUUAGAAUAUCCAGGUGGUGUACAAAUUGAACUUAGGGUAUAUGAAUCGGAAGAAAGAGAAACGAAAGGAAUAAAAAUGCGUAGGAUUAGUGGGGACCAAUUGCAAUAUAGUCAACUUUGUCAGCAAUUGAUUUCAUGUAUUACUGUUUGACGACAACCAGCGUAUAAUAUAAUAUGUUUUCAUACAUUACGUUACAUUCCUAGUGUAUUAUACACUAUUCAUCACAGUAUUGCACAUACUGCAUAUA